Molecule: messenger RNA, 5029 nt
Organism: Galeopterus variegatus (Sunda flying lemur)
Lineage: Eukaryota; Metazoa; Chordata; Mammalia; Dermoptera; Cynocephalidae
Gene: NMT1
Product: N-myristoyltransferase 1
Exons: 13
Coding region: 125-1615 (496 amino acids)
Biological process (GO): N-terminal peptidyl-glycine N-myristoylation
Cellular component (GO): cytoplasm
Molecular function (GO): glycylpeptide N-tetradecanoyltransferase activity
Source: RefSeq, a predicted model, not a curated record
AAAGCGCGGCCGAACGCCUAGGCUUCCGGGUAUUGCUGCCAACCCCUCCCAGGACAGCCUCUCCUCAUAAUUUCUGGGAACACCCCAUGUAGCGGGGCGCGGAGCCCGGCUCUCGCAACUCAAGAUGGCGGACGAGAGUGAGACAGCAGUGAAGCCGCCGGCACCUCCGCUGCCGCAGAUGAUAGAAGGGCAGGGAAACGGCCAUGAGCACUGCAGCGAUUGCGAGAACGAAGAGGACAACAGCUACAACCGGGGUGGUUUGAGUCCAGCCAAUGACACUGGAGCCAAAAAGAAGAAAAAGAAACAGAAAAAGAAGAAAGAAAAAAGCAGUGAGACAGAUUCAACCCAGGAUCAGCCUAUGAAGAUGAACUCUUUGCCAGCAGAGAGGAUCCAGGAAAUACAGAAGGCCAUUGGGCUGUUCUCAGUGGGUCAGGGACCUGCCAAAACCAUGGAGGAGGCUAGCAAGCGAAGCUACCAGUUCUGGGAUACACAGCCGGUCCCCAAACUGGGUGAAGUGGUGAACACCCACGGUCCCGUGGAGCCUGACAAGGACAACAUUCGCCAAGAGCCCUAUACCCUGCCCCAAGGCUUCACGUGGGAUGCCUUGGACCUGGGGGACUGUGGUGUGCUGAAGGAACUAUACACCCUCCUGAAUGAGAACUAUGUGGAAGAUGAUGACAACAUGUUCCGCUUUGAUUAUUCCCCAGAGUUUCUGUUGUGGGCUCUCCGGCCACCCGGCUGGCUUCCCCAGUGGCACUGCGGGGUUCGAGUGGUCUCAAGUCGGAAACUGGUUGGGUUCAUUAGUGCCAUCCCAGCAAAUAUCCAUAUCUAUGACACAGAGAAGAAGAUGGUGGAGAUCAACUUCCUGUGUGUCCACAAGAAGCUGCGCUCCAAGAGGGUGGCUCCUGUCUUGAUCCGUGAGAUAACCCGACGGGUCCACCUGGAGGGCAUCUUCCAAGCUGUUUACACUGCUGGGGUGGUACUACCAAAGCCUGUUGGCACCUGCAGGUACUGGCAUCGGUCACUAAACCCACGGAAGCUGAUUGAAGUGAAGUUCUCCCACCUGAGCAGAAAUAUGACCAUGCAGCGUACCAUGAAGCUCUACCGACUGCCAGAGACUCCUAAGACAGCUGGGCUGCGACCAAUGGAAAAAAAAGACAUUCCAGUAGUGCACCAGCUCCUCACCAGGUACUUGAAGCAGUUUCACCUCACGCCCAUCAUGAGCCAGGAGGAGGUGGAGCACUGGUUCUACCCCCAGGAGAAUAUCAUCGAUACUUUCGUGGUGGAGAAUGCAAAUGGUGAGGUGACGGAUUUCCUGAGCUUCUAUACGCUUCCCUCCACCAUCAUGAACCAUCCAACCCACAAGAGUCUCAAAGCUGCUUAUUCCUUCUACAAUGUUCACACCCAGACUCCUCUUCUAGACCUCAUGAGUGACGCCCUUGUUCUCGCCAAAAUGAAAGGGUUUGAUGUGUUCAAUGCACUGGAUCUCAUGGAGAACAAAACCUUUCUGGAGAAACUCAAGUUUGGCAUAGGAGACGGCAACCUGCAGUAUUACCUUUACAACUGGAAAUGCCCCAGCAUGGGGGCAGAGAAGGUUGGUCUGGUAUUACAGUAACCAGUUGCCAGUGAGACUCUGGAUAAAGCCACUGAGAAUUCACACCAGGAAAUGGAACCCCACCACUUGUUGGUCCAAUUUUCACAAAUGUGAGAAUCCCUGGCAAAGGGAACAGGACUGAAUUGGCUUUACCAAACCGCCAGCGAACUUGACAAUUGUAUUGCAAUGGCGUAGGCUGCGUGAUGUCACCUCUGGCUGUGUCUCUGGUCUCCCUGUUUUCCUAUUAAUCGCAUCCUCAUGCAGCCGUGAUCAAGGGAAUGUAACUGCUGAAAACUAGCUCGUGAUUGGCAUAUUAUGGAGUUAACGGGUGAAUAAUAAAAGUAUAUAUAUAUAUUAUAUAUAUAUAAAUAUUUUAAAUAUCUUUCAUGUUCCAAAUGUACAAGGAUGUUUGGUCUCUAAUGAAAAGCUGAAUCCAGAUCAUUCCUCAAAAUUAGAACCCAAGGACAGUGGCAAACAGACACAUGUAUUGAUGCAGUUCAUUGUUUCCUUCAAAAGGAGGCAUUGGCUUUUCUUGGGGGAGCAAGAGAGAGAGGAUCUGGGGAACCUCAUGCAGUUCCCCUUCCAAAUUAGCUGGAACAGACUGGCUUUGAGAAGGAAGGUGGAGGGACUCUGCUGGCCUCUGGAGAGGGCUCAGGUCUCAUAGAAUGGCAGAUGGAGCCUCCUGGAUGGGGCUUACCUGCAGCAGGGACUUUCCUGCAUGGGUCAGACCUUUUCUGUGUUCUGAGACUGAGCAUCAGGGACAAUCCAUGGAAGGCAAUUUUAUUAAUCAGGUCCCUUCUUCUAUCCACUUGGCCUGCUCCCAGUAGGUGGUCAUCUUGCCAACUGAUUUAAAACAGGCUCUUUGGCCAGCUGUUGCCAACCUUAUAGGGACAAGUCCCUGCGAGAUUUUGCUUUUCCACUGCCUGGAGUGACUGGCAGUUUGAAGGGGACCUUGGACCUCCUUGUAGCAUCUGGGACCUUGUAAAGACAGUAUUAGUGCAAGGUCUGCUUAGUUCAUCUUAGAGCAAGGAGCCAGCACCCUGAUGUCCUCAGGGUGGCUGGGCAGGGAUGACAUGGGGCCAGUACCCAGACCCCUUCAGCCACCAGCCCCUGGCCUGUGCCUUGCAACCCAUUAGCUCUUUCUUAUUGUGCCCUCUUCCAAGACACAGCCUACACGUGGCAGCAACAAGUGGUGACUGGAGGCAGAUCUGGACUUGGCAACAGAAAGGAUUUCACAUUGCCCAGUUUCUUGAGUCUGACUUUCACUGUUGCUGUUUUGUGGAUUUUUGUGGUGGUAGUGAUGGUUAUUGAUGCUGCCAGUUUCCCAAAAAGUAAUGAGGCCUCUGGUCACAUGGCUGUCUAUGUAGGCAUUUGUCAAUUGUGUUCAGCCAAGUGGCCUGGGGAGGAUUAGGUGUGGAUUGUCAGCAACCCGCAUCCAGGCUCGUAUGUGACUUCUGCUGUAGGAGGAAGCAAAUGGGCGGGGAGCAUACCAUGUGGCAUGGGGCUUUCCUUGCUGCUUUCACCUCGCGGCUUCUUGGAGGGGGAUGAAACCUCAGCUGGAGGCCAGGUUCAGCCUGGUCUCACUAACUGAAGCCACUUUGUGUGGAUCAGCCGGGGUUUGUUUCAGGCUGUGGGUUUUGAUAUGGUUUGUCAGAGGCUGAUACUGUGGAGUCCCCAAAGCUGGAGGAAAUGGAAUGCUUGGGGUGGGGGCUGUGCCCCGCAUGGGAAUGCUGCCUGCUCUCUGCAGACUGCUGCUGGAGCCAGCAAGUGGGUUUGCAUCAGAGGCUGCUAAGGGCCUCCCUUCUCCCCAUCAUUCCUAUACUGCAAACUGCGGGCACCAGCAAUCAUGGCUGACCUUUGACUCCUUGACUCCAAGAUACCCAGACCAAAGAAACUGCUGUUCUAAACAAGAACACACCGCAUUCCGUAGACGGGAGGAGUCGGAGAAGCAAGGGCUCACCUUUAUGGAUGCAUAGACCUCAGACACAUGGCACUGCACGUCCCAGAGCAGCUUACCUUGUCCAGACCUUAGAGGAUAUCAAAGAACAAAGUGCCCAUGUCUUUCCUACUAUGGGCGGGCCCUGGAACUUGGAAAGGCUCCCUGUCCUAGUCUUGAUUAGUCCAGGCCCAGGUCCCGGCUCGAGCUGCCUCUGAGAUUUGGGAUGCACAGAUCUCUGGAGCGAGCUUUGCUUUGGUUGACCGAGGUCAUGGAAUGGCAACAGUGAGGCCCUUGUGGCUGCUCUGGAAGAAACAUCUCCUCGCAAAGGCCCCAGCGUCUUCCUUACAAGGUGGCCUGCUCCUUGGACUCUGCUGUUAUCUCACGGUGGGGGCCCUGCCUCAUCUGGAUCUGCAUGAGUCGGCUCAGGGGCUGCUGUUAGUCUCUUUUGUCCUGACGCUCCCUGGGUUCUUCACUCAGCCCUUCCAGGACUUCAGGACUGAAAGCUCAGAGACCAUUAUCAUGGGGUUCACGGCUCUGCACAGGAGCCUUGCAGGAUGGUGGCACCAUGACUGGAUUGAACCAAACAAGGGAAGGACCUCGGGGCCUCCAAGCUGACCCACCUCAGGCAGCCGCUGUUGGAAUGCCUCUCCAGGCCUGGCCCCCACCCUCUGCCACACAGUCCCGGCUGCCUUGUUUUGAAAAUGACCUUCACCUCCUGCCUUUGGAUUGACUGAAUUUGACCAUGUUCUCUGGUCUCUGUGUAGGGAGAGAGCUGGAUAGAAAGGAGGCCUUAGCUCCCGAUUGAGGCCCACAUAGUGCUCGUCUUCCCCACCCAUACCUAUUUCCGAAGAUGCUGAUGUGUUGUUUAAAGGCCAGCCCACACCAAGCCACUUCAAUACCCAGGUUAAUGGAAAAUUUCAGGCCUUGCCUGCAACUCUCUUCUAACUGCCAUUGCCCCCCUUACUUGCUGGCUCUCUGAUGCCCAAAGGUGGGUGUCCCCGUGGUCUUGAAUUCUUUCCCCAAAGGCAAUCAGCGUUUACCCCACCUAAGGCCUUGGCCAGCUUCGUGGAGCUGUGGUCUAGGUGAGGGAGAGGGACUGUUGGGCUAGGGGAGGGGGUCAGGAGUGUCUUUCUGGUCAGUGCCUACCCACGUGGGGCAGCCUUCUUGUGGCCUAGCCCACCUGCCCCAGAAGCAGAGGAGACCCAAGCCUUCAGUUUUGCCCUGCUGCAAAGUAAAGGCAGGCCAGCAAACAGGCUUCACCUAGGGAGGCUGUUUAGGAUAAUAUCAUUCGAUUAAAUUCAAAAAUAAUGACUGACUGGCACACAAGUGCUGCGUCUUGGAACAGGGAGUGGGGAAGCUUCAUCUUUUUGUCUCGGCUAUUCCUUGGGCUGUAGGGGGGGCAUCCAUUUCCAGGGCGGGGGAGGAAAUACCAAAUGCAUUGUUGUUCUGCUCAGUACAUCUCACUUGUUUCUAAUAAAGGAAGCAGCUGAACAAAC